CGCCCUUUUUCGGAUGCAGCCACGACGAAGCUGCGUAGUUCUCGGAAUACUCCGCAAGGUUUGAGAUCACAGGCCAGUGGUGGAUACGAUGAGUUGCGAAGACAAUAUUGGGACUGGUUACGGGUCUAUUAUGGUAUACAGCCGAUGGAUUACCUGAGCACUAGCCAGGGAACGAGCCACAGAACACCCGGGCUAACGGAUAUGGCGAACUAUCGAUAUACUCCAGCAAGACGCGUGGACGAUGAAGACUCGUAUGCUCCGGUUCAGCCGGCUUAUGGCAACACAAUAUCACCAGAAACCAAUGCCUAUGUGGACGAUUCGUACGGGAAAGCUGAAGAUAGUGCAGCAUCUAACGCUAUGUUCUACGACCCAGCGAGUCCGUUUUUCGGUAUGGACCCACAGCUCGCUGGAUUUGUUCAGAAACAUAACGUUGUGAUGGGAGAUGGGGCUGUGUUGAACAUUACUGCCAUGAAGGAGAAAGCUGCAAUGGAAGGAAAACCUAAAAAAAAAUUCACACCUCCGUUUGGCCUCACUCUAUGUCAGUUUAUCUUCAUGGUUAUCGGCAUUCUUCUGGGGAUAGCUAUUUUGAUCAUCGCAUUGGUCGUGGGCCUGGUGUACGGACUACGUUUAGUCAGACCAUCCUAUCCACACGCUACACCUUGGUGGCGCAGGGCGCAAAUGUACCAGCUCAAUGUGGCUACAUGGGCCAACGAUUUCGAUGGACCGGUCGGCCGGUUGGAGGAUGUGAUUCCACGUAUGACCUAUUUGUCAGUACAAAUUGGUGCAACCAGCGCUAUUUUGACCGAUCUUUUGGCCAGUGACAGCCAUGGAAUCACCAAUUGGACUGCAGUAUCAAACCAGGUUGCGGCACCUGAUGAGGCCAUGUCACAACUCAUUCCAAGGCUGGUCAGUCAGGCAAAACAACCUCGUGGACCCAUUCAGAAAGCUAACCCCAUUAACUUGCUUCUCGGCAUGCCACUCUAUGCAACCAGUGCGAAACACUCGUGGUUUCAACAGAGCAAACUCUCAGUUGUUUCGAAAUUCACAUACUACUACAUAUGGCAGUCAACACCGCCUGCAAGUCCCCAAGAGCAUCGGUAUUUUGCCUACGAUGCGGUGAGGAUGGCCUAUUACAGACACGUUCAUGGGAAUCCAAAUGUGCCACUGCUCAAUUUGACAAAUCCGGAUGUUCAGACGGAAAUGAAGAAAGUCAUUGAGUUUUGGAGAGCAAAACUAAACAUCAUGGGAGUUCUCAUCACAAAUUCGACCAAUGUGAUUCCUGAUAUGAUUCCACCUCUCAGGAGCAUUCUGAAUGGUCAGACAGACGAAAACUUCGUUUGGUUUGCUGACAACCCAGCUGCAGAUGCGAAAAUUAACACAGGAAGCAAAGUGUGUUUCUUCACAUUGCAGAUUAGACGACGAGUUCCCACUCGAACGAACGACAUAACUGAUCAGAUUAUGCAAGCCAUGGCAGAUCCACGCCUAGGAACUUGUAGUCCAAUUUGGAGAGUGGAUCAAAUGAGUGAGGACAACAAAGACUUUCUCACAAUUCAGGAGCUGGCCUAUUUUUUGCCUGGGAGCUACCUCAUGAUGGCAGGCCAAGAGGUAGAUCUUUCGAACGGUGAAACCGACUUGAUGGCCUGGUCGUACAAGUCGUUCAAUGAUUUUUCAACCUACUGCCCCGCAAAUAUCAUGCUACCGAACAAUGGCAUGAACCGCUUGCAGAGUUGGCGGGCCUACUGGACUGCGGCGUCCGGUGUGGGCUUAUUGUCAACCGCAAUCGACCAAGGUCGAGUUGUGAUUUUCCCACCGAGUCUAACAGAUAAUCUCCUCAAUAUUUAUCGGAAACACAGAGAAUCAAAUGUCCGUGCUUACUUCGUAGUGAGCUUUCAGACACUGAACACGGUGGUUCAAUUUUCCUCCUCUGUAUUCUUUGACAUAAAGUCGCCACAAGUUGAAGUUGCCUACGAUUCAAAGCAAGUUUACCACGGACGACGUCAGUUUGGUUCGACAACUCUGUUCAAUAAUCAAGUCCUGUUGCUGUAUUACUAUUGAUCAUCCGGAGUUUUUACUAGCCCAACCUAGGACCACCACACCUGUGUUCCAGUUGACCGAAUAAUAUUUUCACAAAACUUUCUUCACCAAAUGAUUUUUAUAACAAUUAUUUGAAAAUACUUUUGAUUCUGCUCCAUUUGCCGCCAAAACUGCCCUUGUACAUAAAUUCAUGCAAAAAAUAGAACAUGAGCCUUUUUC
Molecule: messenger RNA, 2253 nt
Organism: Opisthorchis viverrini
Lineage: Eukaryota; Metazoa; Platyhelminthes; Trematoda; Opisthorchiida; Opisthorchiidae
Exons: 9
Biological process (GO): carbohydrate metabolic process
Source: RefSeq, a predicted model, not a curated record